This is a messenger RNA of Rasamsonia emersonii CBS 393.64, 2628 nucleotides long. RefSeq names its product Ribonucleoside-diphosphate reductase. Bases 1 to 2628 code for a protein of 875 amino acids. Lineage: Eukaryota; Fungi; Ascomycota; Eurotiomycetes; Eurotiales; Trichocomaceae. Gene Ontology annotation, biological process: DNA replication; deoxyribonucleotide biosynthetic process. The record is from RefSeq and is a predicted model, not a curated record. Gene Ontology annotation, cellular component: ribonucleoside-diphosphate reductase complex. The transcript is spliced from 5 exons. Gene Ontology annotation, molecular function: ATP binding; ribonucleoside-diphosphate reductase activity, thioredoxin disulfide as acceptor.
AUGUUUGUCUAUAAGAGAGAUGGACGCAAAGAGCGCGUCCAAUUUGACAAGAUCACAGCCCGUGUGUCGAGGCUGUGCUAUGGCCUCGAUCCGGAGCAUGUCGACGCUGCUGCCAUAACGCAGAAGGUCAUCUCGGGUGUCUACCAGGGUGUGACCACCGUCGAACUGGAUAACUUGGCUGCUGAAACUGCUGCAUACAUGACUGUCAAACACCCCGACUACGCAAUCCUCGCUGCCCGGAUAGCAGUGUCGAACCUCCACAAGCAGACCAAGAAGCAAUUCUCUGCCGUCAUUCAGGACCUUUAUCACUAUGUCAACCCGAAGAACAACCAACACUCUCCCAUGAUCUCCAAAGAGACCUAUGAAAUUGUUAUGAAACAUGCUGAUGAGCUGAAUUCUGCCAUCGUUUACGACCGCGACUUCAACUACAAUUACUUCGGUUUCAAGACCUUGGAACGCUCAUAUCUGCUUCGGAUAAACGGCAAGGUUGCUGAGCGCCCUCAGCACAUGAUCAUGCGUGUGGCUGUCGGAAUUCACGGUGAUGACAUCGAGAAAGUCCUUGAGACCUACAAUCUGAUGUCUCAGAAGUACUUCACACAUGCCUCUCCCACCCUGUUCAAUGCCGGCACUCCCCAGCCGCAGCUCGCCUCUUGCUUCCUUGUUGAUAUGAAGGAAGACAGCAUUGAAGGUAUCUACGACACUCUGAAGACUUGUGCUAUGAUUUCCAAGACUGCCGGUGGCAUUGGCCUCAAUGUGCACCGUAUCCGCGCCACUGGCUCCUACAUCGCAGGAACAAAUGGCACUUCAAAUGGUCUGGUUCCUAUGCUUCGAGUUUUCAACAACACUGCGAGAUACGUUGACCAAGGAGGCAACAAGCGACCGGGUGCCUUCGCCAUCUACCUUGAGCCUUGGCACGCCGAUAUCUUCGAGUUCUUGGAUCUUCGCAAGAACCACGGAAAAGAAGAAGUUAGAGCUCGUGAUCUGUUCUACGCUCUUUGGACUCCUGACCUUUUCAUGAGAAGGGUUGAAUCCAACGGAGACUGGACUCUUUUCUGCCCCAAUGAAGCGCCCGGCCUUGCGGACGUGUAUGGUGAGGAGUUUGAUGCCCUAUACGAGAGGUAUGAAAGGGAGGGCCGAGGCCGCAGAACCGUUAAGGCGCAGAAGCUUUGGUACGCGAUUCUCGAGGCCCAGACUGAGACCGGAAAUCCUUUCAUGCUUUACAAGGAUGCGUGCAACAAGAAGAGCAACCAGAAGAACCUGGGCACCAUUCGCAGCUCGAACCUCUGUACUGAGAUUAUCGAGUACUCUGCCCCCGAUGAAGUCGCUGUCUGCAACCUGGCCUCUCUCGCUCUGCCUACUUUCGUGGACGCGGCGCGUGGCGAAUAUGACUUUGGAAAGCUGCAUGAGGUUACCCAAGUCCUUGUCCGAAACCUCAACAAGAUUAUCGACAUCAAUUAUUAUCCUGUGCCGGAGGCCAGGAAGAGCAACCUGCGCCACCGUCCUAUCGCGGUUGGUGUCAACGGUCUGGCUGAUGCGUUCCUCGCACUGCGCCUCCCGUUUGAUUCUCCGGAAGCGAAGCAGCUGAACAUCCAGAUCUUCGAAACCAUCUAUCACGGCCCGUAUGAGACCUACGAGGGUUCUCCAGUCUCGCAGGGAAUCCUCCAAUAUGACAUGUGGGGCAGGACGCCGACGGACCUCUGGGACUGGAGUUCCCUCAAGGCCGAGAUUGCCAAGUACGGUGUCCGAAACAGCUUGCUUGUUGCUCCUAUGCCUACUGCAAGCACCAGUCAGAUUCUUGGCUUCAACGAGUGCUUCGAGCCGUACACCUCCAACAUCUACUCUCGUCGUGUGCUUGCUGGCGAGUUCCAGGUCGUCAACCCGUGGCUGUUGAAGGACCUUGUUGAUCUCGGCCUGUGGUCUGACAACAUGAAGAACCGCAUCAUCGCUGAAGGCGGCUCCAUCCAGAACAUUCCGAACAUCCCGGCUGACAUCAAGGCUCUCUACAAGACCGUGUGGGAGAUUUCUCAGCGGACUAUCUUGGAGAUGGCUGCCGACCGUGGUGCGUUCAUUGAUCAGUCUCAGUCUCUCAACAUCCACAUGAAAGAGCCUACCAUGGGCAAGAUCACCAGCAUGCACUUUGCUGGCUGGAAGAUGGGUCUGAAGACUGGCAUGUACUAUCUCCGUACUAUGGCUGCUUCCGCUCCAAUCCAAUUCACCGUGGACCAGGAGCAGCUCAAGGUUGCGGACACUAAUGUCGCGCGUACGAGCAAUCUUGCAGCAAAGAGACGACCUCUGGGCUCGGGGGCUUCUUACAACAGCUCGUACUCGGCGGUCCCUCGUCCGAUGUAUGAUCAGAAGCAGUCGAAUGCUCCUGUUCCUGCCGUUAACGGGACGGCUGACCCUUUCCGGCCCGUCUCAGCGACAACGACGAAAAGUUCGUCGCCCGACAGUCCUCGUGUGCUUGCCACCGAUCCCGGUACGAGCCCGCCCCGUGACGAGCAGUUGAAGGGCGGCCAGGAGGAGGAUGCAGAAGAGAACAGCGAGGAGCGGGAGCAUGACAUCUAUGCUCAGAAAGUCCUCCAGUGCAGCAUUGAGAACAAGGAGGCUUGCCUCAUGUGCAGUGGCUGA